CCCCCAAGUUGAAAUCUCUACAUUCCGCAAUUCAGCCUGUUCAUUCAACCAUGCAAUGCAACAACAAAAUUUUUAUUGUCAACUGUCAAAAAGAAUAAAAAAAAAAUUCCAUCAACUCGAACUCAGCCAACCCGUGAAUUUUGUGUGUCGUCGUCGUUCGUUGUGUCGUUCAUCAAAACAAUUUCAAGGUGCAAUCGUAGCACUUUUUUUUUUUUCUUCAGAAAUGUGUUGAAAUUGUAUUUACAAUUUAUUCAAUUCAAAAAUCAAAACCAUUUAUUCGAAUUAUUCCAAAUUUAAUUUCGAAACUCAAAAAAACCACCCAAGAAAAUCAUCUCUCUUUCUGAUGAAGUGAGUCACUUUAAAAGUGUAAAAGAAAAAAAGAAAAAUCGCCAUUUGGAAGUGUAGUAGCUCUACGAAGAAACGAACAAAAAAGAAGACACAGUUGACUGACUGCCUGCACACUUGCACCCUUGUCAAACCAUCAUCACAAAAAAGUGAGAAAGUGCGAAGCAAGAAAAUCUGCGGAGAAAUCCACUAUUUUUUUUUUCAUUUUAUAUUUAUUUUUCUUUUAUUUAAUAUUUAUUUUAACUCUCAAUAUUUGAGCUACAUACGUUGUUGAAAAAAAAUUAAGAAAAAACAAAAAAAAAGUAUUUUCGUGGGAAUUUUGGGAAAGAAAAAUUACAACUCACAAAGGUGAGAAAAAAACCUAAAAAAAAAAGAAGUUCACAAAAAAGUGAAAUCUUUCCAAGAGAGACAAUUUAUUAUUAUUUAGUCGAUUAAAACGCCAUCUACAAUUCCACAAUGGUCGAUCGUCUAGUAAAUAGCGAAGCAAACACUCGUCGCAUUGCCAUGGUCGAAAGCUGUUUCGGCAGCUCUGGCCAACCACUCGCCAUUCCGGGCCGUGUGCUCGUCGGCGAAGGUGUUUUAACCAAAAUGUGUCGCAAACGUCCAAAAUCUCGUCAAUUCUUUCUCUUCAAUGAUAUCCUUGUCUAUGGCAAUAUUGUAAUUGGCAAAAAGAAAUACAAUAAACAACACAUUAUGCCUUUGGAAGAAGUCCAAUUAGAAACUAUCGAUGAUAAUGGUCAAUUCCGCAAUGGAUGGCUUAUCCGUACAACUACAAAAUCAUUUGUAGUUUAUGCUGCCACUAGUACCGAGAAACAAGAAUGGAUGGCACAUAUCAACAAGUGUGUUGAAGACUUGUUGAGGAAGAGUGGCAAGAAGCCAGUUGAGAAUCAUGCUGCAGUUUGGGUGCCUGAUAACGAGGCAUCGAUAUGUAUGCAUUGUAAGAAGACGCAAUUUACAAUGAUUGUUCGUCGCCAUCAUUGUCGUAAUUGUGGGGCAGUGGUUUGUGGACCAUGUUCGUCGAAAAAGUUUUUGUUGCCUCAACAGAGCACAAAAUCGGUUAGAGUUUGCCUUAAAUGUUAUGAUAAUUUGAGUAAGGCUAAAGCUCAAGAGGAACAUAUUAAAGAAGGGGGAAUUGCUUCCUCAACGACGGUCAAUGUAUUGGGUAAAGCAACGAAUAAUAAUGCUGCCGGAACUGUAUCGAAUAAUGAUAGUUCGGCUGAAGAUGAUUCGGAUGGUGAUGAUGAUGAUUUGCAAAAACAAUCACAGCAUCAACAUGCGGAGCCAACAUUUUAUGGUGAUUCGUCAAUCAUAUCGGAUAAGAUUGAGGAUGGAGGAAAUAACUCGGUAGUAGGAGCAGCGACGAGCACUAAUAAUAAUAGCAACAGCAAGUGAUGUAUAAGAAAUGUUGGAGAUCGAGGGGAAGAGGAGGGAGUUAAAACGGAAGGAGAUAUGAAUGGAGGAAGAUCAGUUGGAGGAAGUAGUCGAAGGGUGGGUGGGAGAAGUAAUAGAGAUCGUGUAGAGGAAGAAACAACAGCGACAGCAACAACCACCGCCACCGAUUUGCUUUCAACUGUUAUCAAUUUUGUAUCUUGGCGAAAAACAAGAAAAAUUUAGCAUUAUUAUUAUCAGCUAAAACAACAACAAAAGCAACAAAAUAAGAAUAAUAAUAAUAAAAAAACAUUUAGAAAUAAAAAUUCUACUACUAUUACAACACAACAAAUAACAACACACAACAAUCUGCGAAGCAACAAAUAAAGAAGAUGUUUUUUUUUUUAAUAUUACAAAAUAAGGAAAUGGAGUAUUACUCAGAAUGUUUAAC
This is a messenger RNA of Episyrphus balteatus (marmalade hoverfly), 2164 nucleotides long. It is a transcript of the gene rush, whose product is annotated as pleckstrin homology domain-containing family F member 2. The transcript has a single exon. Gene Ontology annotation, molecular function: metal ion binding; phosphatidylinositol binding. NCBI's taxonomy places the organism in Eukaryota, Metazoa, Arthropoda, Insecta, Diptera, Syrphidae. Gene Ontology annotation, cellular component: early endosome. Bases 802 to 1737 code for a protein of 311 amino acids. The record is from RefSeq and is a predicted model, not a curated record.